AACUAUACAUAGGUAUUACACCAGGCAACUUAAAACCCUAUCGACCGACACAGUCGCGGUUAGUUAGCCUAUCUAGGCUAUGCAGUUCAGGGGUAUAGGCCUGAUGAAAAGAAGCUGAAAAGGCCAACGGCUGCCGCGGAACUAUGCGCCCCCGAAACUAUGCAACCCCGAGAUGACUGAAUCCCCUUUGCGUCCCACUUGGUACAGGGACCGUGCGUUUCUCAAAUGAUGCAUUAUUCAUUUUCAGAACAUACCGCAAAAAUGAAUAAAUAACGGUUGCAUAUAGCGCUCAUUUGGACUAUAUUAGCCUACAGUAAAUAGCCUAUAGGCCUAGGCUAUUAUAAGCGCCUUGACGCGCUCCUGUCUACCGGGUGACAGGCGAGGGGUUGGCAGGCACACAGCACUUGCGUCUCACGUCCGGAGUCGAGACCGAGGCUUCGAAUUUGGAAACGCCCGUGUUUGGAUUGCUGGGCUCAGCACUAACUCACAUUUUUAAAGAUACUCUGUUCUAGGUUAUUUCAACGCUUAUUUUAAGCUGUAGCAUUUUAUCAAUUGCUCAGUUGACAAGCAAAAACUUCAGCUUGCUCUCACCGCGCCGUCACUUCGAAUCUCUAGAAAGCCGGGUCAGUUGAGCUGCCCACAGACGCUGCACCAUGAACGGCAGCAGCAGUGUGUCCUCUGCCUCCCAGACCAUCCAGAUCAAGACAGAACCAGUUGUGGAUACAUGGAGUAAGGAGGACUGCCUCACUCUUUUGGAGAGAAUUCGGAGCCUGUUGCCUGAUGGUGAUGCCAUGAAAUACAAGACCACCGAGUCCCACUUUGACUGGGAGAAGGUCUGCUUCGGAGGCUUCACCGGCGACAUGUGCAAACAGAAGUGGGCGAAGGUGUCCACCGAGGUGCGGAAGUUUAGGACUAUGACCGAGCUCAUAGUUGAUGCCAUUGAGUUUGUGAAGAACCCAUACAAAGGGAAGAAAUUGAAGACACACCCAGACUUCCCAAAGAAACCCCUUACACCGUAUUUCCGGUUCUUCAUGGAGAAGCGAGCCAAGUAUGCUAAGAUCCACCCGGAGAUGAGCAACCUUGACCUCACCAAGAUUCUGUCCAAGAAAUACAAGGAACUCCCAGAAAAGAAAAAGCAAAAGUACAUCACAGAGUUUCAGCGAGAGAAGGAGUCCUUUGAGAAAAAUAUGGCCCGAUUCAAAGAGGACUACCCGGAGUUGAUAGAGGAAAGAAAGAAGUCGGACCUCCCUGAGAAGCCCAAGACGCCCCAGCAGCUGUGGUACAACCACGAGAAGAAGACAUACAUGAAGCUCCACCCUGAUGUGAGCCAGAAGGAGCUGAAGGAAGCUCUGAGGAGACAGUGGUCCCAGCUGUCAGACAAGAAGAGACUUAAGUGGAUCAGCAAGGCCCUGGAGCUGCAGAAAGACUAUGCGGGUUGUAUGAGAGUCUACCAAGAGGCCCAUCCAGACGCUGAAGAGCACGUCAAGUCCGUCCUCACCAAAGCCGAGCGGCAGCUCAAGGACAAGUUCGACGGCAGGCCAACCAAACCACCGCCGAACGGUUACUCCCUAUACUGUGCCGAGCUGAUGGUGAACAUGAAGGAUGUUCCCAGUACGGAGCGUAUGGUGCUGUGCAGUAAGCAGUGGAAGGUGAUGACGCAGAAGGAGAAGGACAUGUUUCAGAAACGUUGCGAGCAGAAAAAGAAGCAGUAUGAAAUUGACCUACAGAGGUUUCUCGAGAGUCUCCCGGAGGAGGAGAGGGACCGAGUGAUGACGGAGGAGAAGCUGGGUGGCUCGCGGCUGGGCAUGGGGGGUGUUGGCAGCCCUCACAGAUCCAAGUCCCCUUCCGCCAAGGUGGGUCUCACAAAACUACAACAGGAGCGCUGUCGCGAAGCUGAGCAGGGGCACUGGGUACACUCCGGCCUGACGGCGAAAGAGAAGCGCGAUGGCAAGAAGAGGACCAAACUCCCUGAGACACCCAAGACUGCCGAGGAGAUGUGGCAACAAGGCGUCGUAGGAGACUACCUGGCCAAGUUCAGGAGUGACCGUAAGAAGACCCAGAGUGCCAUGGAGUCAGCCUGGAAGGCCAUGGAGAAGAAGGAGAAGAUCCCUUGGAUCAAAAAGGCGGCUGAAGACCAGAAGCGAUACGAGGUUCAGUACCGGCCCGUGAGGGAAUUGUUAGAGAUGAGAACAGCCCAGGCAGGAGCAGGCCAGAGGAAACCCAAGUUUGAAGGGGAACCCAGGAAGCCACCUGUGAGUGGCUACCAGAUGUUCUCCCAGGAGUUGCUGACCAAUGGCGAGCUGAAUCACUUCAGCCUGAAGGAGCGGAUGGUGGAGAUCGGCAAGCGCUGGCACAAGCUCAGCCAGAGUCACAAGGACAAGUACAAGAAGCUGGUGGAGGAACUGCAGAUUGAGUACAAGGCCGAGCUGGAGGCCUGGGUCAAGUCUCUCUCUCCCCAGGAGCGAGCGGUUUAUAAAGAGUUCUCCACCACGAAACGGCGGAGCACCACCAAGGCGCGGGGGGCCCCGGGGGCUAAGGUUCGCGUGACUGCAGUGAAGGGGAAGGCGGUAGGUGCCAGAGCCGCAGCAGCAGGGGUCGGGGGGGGCAAGCGGGCCAUGGCGUACCGGGCCAAGCAGGAUACGUCCGACUCAGACGACGAUGACAAGACGGACUCGUCAGACUCCGACGACGACGAAGAAUCAUCCGGCAGCUCCGACAGCGAAGAUGAUAAUGACGAUGACCAUGAUGACGACGACCAAUCUGAGGGCUCCAGCAGCUCUUCCUCAGAGGACAGCAGUGACUCAGACACAGACUAGCCCCCCCACCCCCAAAAGAGGAGGGUCUGUGCGGGACACGCUUCCUCGUGAGUCAGGAGCAGUCAUGGUGGCGUCAUCAAAACGCUUGCACGUUGGCUCCUCCCACCUCUUUCUCACAAGGAGAAAUGAGAGACAGAGAAUAAAUAAACGGAGGAGUCUUGCUCCACCUCCAGUUGUUGACCCGGAGGACUUUUAUUCAAACGGGACGAGUUCUCUUUUACAGGGCUUUGUUACGUGUUCAAUAUUUUAUUUUUUUUGCCUUUAUAUAGGUGUUAUUAUGAACUUGUUGCAACAUUUUCAUUCUUUUUUAAACUUUGAGAAAGACAUUUUAAACUUAAGCCGAUGAGUUUUUUUUUUAACAAGUCUGACUUGGAGGGGCAUAUUGAGGAGUUUGCCGUUUUUUGUCCAUGGGUCUCUGACAGUCCGUGCAGAGGGAGGACCGUUGCUGCUUUCCCUCCAUUGAAACAUCUGGUCAAACCCUCCAAUAAAAUGCACUUUUUUCUCUUGUAUUCUGUGUGAUUUCAAUCAUUUUGAUUUAUUUUGUACUGGAUAUCAUUUAAUGUAAGAGAGAGGUAUGCUCAGCUCUGUCACUUAUGGUGUGUUGUGCAACCAAAAUGGCAGCCUAUUUCAUAUUUUUAUGAAGGGAUGAUCCACUCAGAAUACAGCCAUUUUUUUUUUCUCCAAUGACCUUGGCUGUAAUCAAUUCCCCAAUACUUGUGUGUAUUUUGUUUAAAGUUUAGCAACGUAUUCCUUUCUGAAGAAUGUGUCUGCAUAAGAUUUGAGGUCUCUAUUGCAGGUAAGGCCACUUCUGAAUUCUGUCAGUGAUUUCACUCAACAGCUUUCCAUUUCAAGACUUUAUACAAAUCAAAUUUAAAUGAUAAUUUUGUUGUCUUCAAUCUACCAAUAUGGAUAUUUUCAUAAAUAUUUCACGACAGACGUUGCUUUUUUUCAUUCUUUUAAUAUUUUUCCAUCCUUCUUUCCCCAAAAACACACUCACAUCCUCUGUACCAGCGGCAUUAUACCAAUAAAUAAAUACUAACUCAACCACCUGCGCAUAAUACAUCAUUUGUAAGGAUCCAUAGGCGAAUGCAUUCAUUAAUAUAUUACACACAGGUGACUCAGUUACCCUUGUCUAUAUCUGAAAGGCUCCAUAAACAGAGCAAAGACAACGCACCCAGUAAUACUGGGGUGGAUUUACAUCACAUAAGCCAUUUCUGCUUUACCUUACACAGUUCCAAGUGUUUGGGGUCAUGUACAAAGCUAAUGGACUCAUAUUUGUAUCGCUUAGAAAUAAAAUGUUUCACUGUAUGACACAAUCACCUCAUUAAAAUGGAAAUUAGGCCAGGGUACGAUUUCAAAUACCAAGGGAAGGUUUUCAGAGAGACUAUCCACUUGUCUUUUUCAUAGCAAUUCUUUGGGACCUUCCAAUAAAAUUCUCAAAUUUAAA
Molecule: messenger RNA, 4263 nt
Organism: Salvelinus fontinalis (brook trout)
Lineage: Eukaryota; Metazoa; Chordata; Actinopteri; Salmoniformes; Salmonidae
Product: nucleolar transcription factor 1-A-like
Exons: 20
Coding region: 654-2816 (720 amino acids)
Source: RefSeq, a predicted model, not a curated record